AUGCUCACCACUAUACCACCAACGCUACACAGCCCGGGCGGCCUCCGGACGCCGGCCCCGGGCUCGCCCCAGCAUACUCUCCCCGCCGCCGCCGCCGCCGCCGCCGCCGCCGCCGCCGCAUCCCUGCCCCGACGCCCCGUCAGCCGGAGGCUCUGCGCCGCCGCCGGCGCCACCAGCAGCCGCGCGCCGCCCCCAUGCGCGCCAGCGCGACGCCGUUGCGUGGUCCACCGGCCCGACGGCCUUGCGGCCCUCCGGCCCUUCGCUCCCCGCCGCGGCCCGCGAACGCCUCCGCCCUCAGCUCCGGCGGGCAACGCGGGGCACGCAGCUUCCCGCACCCAGCUGGCCAAAAAGCCCUUCUCCACCGGGCGCUGGGCGCCGCCACUUCCCACGACGACUUGGGGACACGGGACCCAGCUGCCUGCACGCGUCGCGGCGCUGUGCCGAGCCGCACGGCGGGGGCGUCGCGAGCCUAGGAGCCCACUGAGGCAGCCAGUGGGGGUGGGUGCGUGGGCGGCCGGGCGGCCGGGCGCGCCGCAAGCUCCGGCUCUGGUCGGGCAAGGCCGUGGGGUGGCCAAGGAGGCCCUCGCUCGGCCGUGGCGACCGCGGCGGGACGAGACCAAGGGCCCUUGGGGGCCUGGCGGCAGGACAGAGAGCGACCGCGGCCACCAAAAAGGGGGUGUGGCCUCCCCGUCGGGGAAUCGAACCCCGGUCUCCCGCGUGACAGGCGGGGAUACUCACCACUAUACUAACGAGGACGGCGGCGACCGUCCUACCCACGGGCCCCCGGCCACCGCGGGUCCCGACCCAACCGCGCACCCAACCAACCGCCUCGGUCACAGCGGCAGCCCGCCACCCCGACAGGGCCCCGGACCCCCGGGGCACUGGACACGCCCCAGUGCGCGCCGCCUCUUGCCUCCAACGCGGGCAUUCCGCCGGCAGAAGGGGGCCCGAGAAGGAAAGCCAGGCUGCGAGGACACGGUGGGCGCGCGCCGGCCGGCGUCCGGCCAGGAGAGGCGCGGCUGGGGAGGGGCCGGCCCGCCCAGGGCCCGGCUGGGUCCGGGGCGCGACCUGCGGCCGCCGCGCGCCGACUCCGUCGACACCCACCCCGGACGGCCGCCUGCCUGCCUGCCUGCCUGGCCUGCCUGGCUGCCUGCCGCGGCGCAGCGCGCGGCCCGCCAAGGGCACCGGGGCUGGCGCCGCGUCGGGUCCCAGCCAGGCGAGCGGCCACGCGCCCAGCCAGGCCCGCCGUCAGGAUGGCCGAGCGGUCUAAGGCGCUGCGUUCAGGUCGCAGUCUCCCCUGGAGGCGUGGGUUCGAAUCCCACUCCUGACAAGCCAGCCUUUUGGCCCGCCGGACAAACGCACCCGUCCUCCCCGCGCCACUGCCUUUCUCCACACACGCGCUGCCUCCCGCCACCUGCACCCCCGCCCCAGGAACCUUCAGUCCUCCUCAGCGCAUCCUUCCUCCCCAGCUGGCUGCAGCUGCAGCUGCAGCUGCUGGCUUUUCCUGCCUCCCCGCUUCCCCCUCGCCCACCCUCGCCCACCCUCCCACUUCCACUCCCACGGCCCCGCCCCGCCCCCGGCCGCGCCGAAGCACGCAGCCCCGCCGCGGGUGGCAAGCCCUCCUCGCGUCGCCGGCGCUCCGACUUCUGCCGGGAACGGCCAACUGGCUCUCGCAGCCUUGCUUCCACGUCCGCCCCCGGCCGCUCUCCCUCCGGCCGGCACCCUGUCCUCCGCAGCCGGCCCGCCGGCCCGCCUGCGCUCCCCAGCCACACCGAGGCGGCCGAGCCCCCGCCUUGCCCGCCAGGGGGGUGCUGCGUGCCCUCGACGCUUCUGCGCCUUGCGGCCUUGGCCGGGCCACACCUGCCUGCCGCCCGCCAGGGACACGUGCCUCCCAGCCUUCCUGCGGGCCAGCGAACACCGGUCUUCCUGGCACGAGUCCGUCCCGGGAAGGGUGCUCCUCUGGGGAGGGAGCGGAAGCCCUGCGUGCCCGUGCAGCCCACCCACAGGCGCCCCCGCGCCCGUUCCCGGGGCAAGCCGCUGCCCGGGCCGCAGCCAAGCCCGCCUGCGCGCGCUCCCUGCCUCAGCCGGCAGUCCCCGAGCCAGGAGCCGCUCUGCCAAAGGGCCCCUCCUCACCAGCACCACCACCCCGUCAGAGCCGGACCUCGGGAGCGCGGGCCGCCAGAGCGCAUCGAGCCGGGCUCACACGCCUUGGGGUCGGGACCCGGCGGUCGCUGA
Messenger RNA from Bubalus bubalis (water buffalo), 2235 nucleotides. RefSeq names its product basic proline-rich protein-like. The record is from RefSeq and is a predicted model, not a curated record. The coding region runs from base 1 to 2235 and encodes 744 amino acids. The transcript has 3 exons. Lineage: Eukaryota; Metazoa; Chordata; Mammalia; Artiodactyla; Bovidae.